Molecule: messenger RNA, 990 nt
Organism: Chondrus crispus (carragheen)
Lineage: Eukaryota; Rhodophyta; Florideophyceae; Gigartinales; Gigartinaceae
Exons: 1
Coding region: 1-990 (329 amino acids)
Source: RefSeq, a predicted model, not a curated record
AUGUCCAUGGUUGAACUUCUAUUCUUCAAGCCCAUCGCAGUAUCUCUGCACAACAUCUCAACAAAUAUCGACCUCAUUCAACCUCAAGAGGUUACGCAGAAGAGAAUAUUGUCCACGAUCACCAUCUUUUCACGAGCAAAGAUCACAAUGAGAGUCGAAGCAUUCAUUGUAUUUGUAAUCGCGUUCGUUUCUGGUGCUUUUGCCAUUCCGGUCUGUCCGGAUCCCUUGCGAGUGACAAUGCCAGAUGGAACUAUUCAAAUGGUUCGCCCACCAUGCCCUCCAAUUCCGAGCUUCCCGCCUCUUCCCCCUCGCCCAUCUCCUAGGCCUCGUCCGGGAACGUUCACUGUGAAGACCAAGUCCCUGAAAGUCAUCAAGAGUGACGAUGGUAUCUUUCGUGGCUGUGCCGACCCCCUUAUCUACGUUCUGUAUGGCAGAGUGAUCCCUGGUGUCGUCGGUUCGACAAUUGGAAGGAAACUGCCUCGUGUUGAUUAUGGAGAGGGAAAGUGCAGUGGACGCUUCAUAAGGAAGGUUGGUGCCGUCACGACUGAUUUCGUUCGUACAGACAAAGUUUCACUUGCAGUAUACGUGGUUGUCGGAAUCGAGGAAGACAACUUCGGGACCUCGAAAGUGAACGAGAAGCUUAAUGACCAGCUCAAGAAGUUGACUGAUUUGCUUCGGAAGUUGGAAGAAACGGCAAUCACUCCUUCCCUCGCUCGCCUUGGACUUGAUGUCCCUUCCUUGCUCGAAUCGAGGUUUGAAAUACCGGAGAUCAAGAAGCCGUCGAGUGGAUUGUUCAGCAUCGGGCAUGACUUUGUUGGGUUCAAUGCGUUGAUCCUGGUCGGUGGCUCUGGAUACUCUGGGCAACCAAGCGUAUGCAACCGCGCGGAAUUCCCGAUAUGCGCGACAAAAGAUUUGUUCAAGGGCAUCGUCGUUGGUGGGAAGUUUGACGAUAAUAUUUGGCGUGCUGAUGUUGAAGUUGAUGCUGUGUAG